AUGGAUGAUGAUGACCGCACGGCCAGCGAGUUGGUUGGAACUGGCUGGGGGCUGCUGCUUACCGACCUCUACCGGGACCUACCAGAGCGACAGGGCAGGCAGGCAUUAGGCACGGAUCGGAUCCAAUUCAGUGGGCAAGUGCAGCAGCGCUGGGUGCCGCCAGACCCCUGGCAGCGGCGACAGCAGCAGCGCGAGGUUUACGGGAUGGGGGAUGUGCUCAUUAAUUUGGCCGCCCAAGAAUGCAGGGAUGAGCCCGGCAACCCCCCGGCGGGAAGCCGCCACGAGCCCACCGAGCCCGCCUCGCGAGCUCGCCUCCAGCUGUGGUGCAGAGCUGGCGGGGACGCGGGCAUUUUGCAGCACGAUGCAUUUGAUUCCCACCUGCGCCUCCCUCCGGCCGCGCCUCCCCGUGAUGCCCACGCGCGCUUUCCCCAGCGGUCGCGGUGGGUGGGGUUCCAGUUGGGCUGGGGAAAGAUUGAACAGACCGCCAUCCCGGACAGGGGCCAGUGGGGAACUACUGUACGCUAG
Gaeumannomyces tritici R3-111a-1 is the source of this 525-nucleotide messenger RNA. RefSeq lists its product as hypothetical. The coding region runs from base 1 to 525 and encodes 174 amino acids. The transcript has 2 exons. The record is from RefSeq and is a predicted model, not a curated record. NCBI's taxonomy places the organism in Eukaryota, Fungi, Ascomycota, Sordariomycetes, Magnaporthales, Magnaporthaceae.